This is a messenger RNA of Chenopodium quinoa (quinoa), 2160 nucleotides long. RefSeq lists its product as uncharacterized. The record is from RefSeq and is a predicted model, not a curated record. Bases 615 to 1637 code for a protein of 340 amino acids. The transcript is spliced from 4 exons. NCBI's taxonomy places the organism in Eukaryota, Viridiplantae, Streptophyta, Magnoliopsida, Caryophyllales, Amaranthaceae.
UGUUAGGAUAAAUUGACUCGUCAUUACCGAUUCAAAUAUCUCAACCCAUCGUGGGUCAACCCAAAUACCAUUUGGGUAUCCAAUUUGACACCUCUAAUAUUCACAUGGACUGUUCUUAUUUAGCUUUUUUUUCUAAUCCUUUUUCCACUACUAAAAAACUUGAAUAAUAUUGCACAAAAUAAAAAAUAAAAAAAUUCCGUUGUUUCCGUAUAACUAUAUUAAAAAAUAAAAAAUAAAAAUAAAAUAAAAUUGUAAUACAGGCAGUAGUAUGAGUCAAAAACCUCGAAAAGAUCCCAGAACGUUAGACAAAACAGUCCAAUAACCACCAACCACGUGUCAAAAAGUUGUAAUAGAUCCCCAUCUAGCAUUCUCACUCCAUAUAACUCCUCCCCAAAUUUAACACUCGCGCCGUUUACGUUCACUUCUUUCUUUCUCUCUCUUACAUUUCUUUCUCUCUCUUCAACGGCUCUUUCCCACCUUUGAUCUCUCCACGUGUCCUCUCCUCCUUCUCCCGCCUUCCCUGAUCUAUCCGUUAACCCUAACCCCCUUCUUCCCCCUUUCUCUCUCCUUCCCAAAAAAAUUAAAAUUAAAAUAAUAAUAAUAAUAAUAAAAUAAUGGGGAAGCUACUCUGCGACAGCGCCACCGUAACGGAUACAUUACCGCCGCAAACUCCACCGUUGAUCACUUGGAGGGACCCACCAGCUACAACCACAGCCGUUGAUUUUCCAUCGACGUCAUGGGAUGACGUCACAGGGUUAGAAGAUCAACAAAGGAAGAGUCUCUCUCGGUUGCAGGCGAAGGGUGUCCUGUGGAAGCAUCCAGAGGAUAAAAGCCUACCUCCUGUGGUAUUCCGGCUGAGUCACGGAGGCGAUGUUGACGCCGACGGGAACUGUCUGUUCUCGGCGGCGGAGAAGGCGGCGAUGUGGGGUCUUCGAGAAGGGGAGUGUGGUGGGGCCAAAGAGUUGAGGAGAAGAACGGUGAAGAGAUUUGAACAAGAUUUUGAAUCCGCGGAAAAAGAGGAGAGAGAAAGAGUGGAAAUUGUGAUUAAGAAUUUGUAUUCACCUGAUCUUAAAUUUGGGUGGGGGAUUCAUAUUGUUCAAGAAAUUAAAUUGUUGGCCAACAAAUCUGAUCGGCAGAUCUUGGAUGAUGCUAUUCUUGAACUCCUCAAUAUUGGCAUGCUUAGAGAAACAGCGGCAGAAUCUAUUUACAAAGAGAGGUGUAUUGCAGUGGACGAUGGUCCGAGUUGGGCCAAAUACAUGUCUAUCUCUGGUUCUCCUGAUGAUGAGUAUGAUAUCAUCACAUUGCAAUAUACUGAGGAGGGUUUAUUGACUGUAGAUGAAAAUAGAGAAGGUCGUGCCGCCGCCUUUGGGGAUGAUAUUGCCAUCGAGUGCCUUUCAACAGAGUUCAAGAGAGAAAUUUUUGUGGUGCAAGCUCAUGGAUCAGAUGCUAUGGUUGAUGAAGACAAUUGUGUUUUCUUCCUUCCACACCGCCCAAGGGGUGGUGAAAUUACUGGACCUCCGCUCUUCCUUUUCAUGAAAGGGACAGGUUGGUGUGGUGCUGGAGCUGAUCACUACGAGCCCUUGAUUGCCCAUCCUUCUUCCCCCGUCUCACAGGAGAAGGUUGGUUUUGUACUGUGAGAAGUAAUAUUAUGUUAGGUAAGCAGUUUUGUGGUAGAGGUUGGACUAGGAGAAGCAGCACCAGCUCUCAAUAUUUCCUCCCAGAACAAUAGCAGUAGAUUUAGUGGGUGCCCAUUCUUUUGGUAGGCUGUAGAGUGAGAAAUUUUGUUAUCCGGGGAUAGUUUCUAUCCGAUUCUUUUGAAUUCAAGACAUGAGAUUCAGUCAGUUCUGAGUUCAGAGGCUGAUUUUUGCACCGUGUUGUGCUAUAUGCUCUUGAAGUCUUGAGUAAACCCCAUCCCCAUGAAAAAUGUAAUUGUUUUAGGGAGGGGUGUUCGUUUUACUUUAUUGAGUUUAGUGUGGUUCACUUUUUUUGUAUGUUUGUUCCUUCCCAUUUCCGAGGCAAAACUCUUGUAAUUUUGUGACUCGAAUGAUUCUACACAAUCCUUGUGUAAAGGAGCUGAACUCCAUUACUUUUAUGGCGCAAAAGUUUUGUUUAAGAGAUGAAAAUCUCCAAUAAAUUUGGCUUACUGAAGUUUAUCGUUUA